Messenger RNA from Anarrhichthys ocellatus (wolf-eel), 2511 nucleotides. It is a transcript of the gene hand2, whose product is annotated as heart and neural crest derivatives expressed 2. Gene Ontology annotation, molecular function: RNA polymerase II transcription regulatory region sequence-specific DNA binding; protein dimerization activity; DNA-binding transcription factor activity, RNA polymerase II-specific. NCBI's taxonomy places the organism in Eukaryota, Metazoa, Chordata, Actinopteri, Perciformes, Anarhichadidae. The coding region runs from base 547 to 1284 and encodes 245 amino acids. Gene Ontology annotation, biological process: regulation of transcription by RNA polymerase II; heart development. The record is from RefSeq and is a predicted model, not a curated record. The transcript is spliced from 2 exons.
ACAGACUGGUCCUGCCUUGCCAAACGGUUCUGAGGCUGAAAGCUGCUAACUGACUCACGAAGUAUGCUACAGAGGAUUCAAUGAAGGAAAGGAGGAAUAGCCUGCGCACUGUGAGUGAGUUUCUAAAAGAAGAGGAGGGAUAUAGGCUGCAUGACAUUAGAGGGAGAGGACCAGUGUCUUAGAGGAGGAGGAGUUGUUUGGACAGAAGUGAGCGGCCUACAGGGCCACUGUAGACAGGACCAGCCCGGGUCUAGCCUACUGUUGCACGGAAUACCGACCGUCACGGUCGCACCACACGAGCUGUCUCUCUUGGAAGCCGCUUGGCAGAUUAUUCAAGAUGCAAACAUCUGCUGUGCACGGCCGUUAAGCAGCUAGCGAGUUUACUGCUGCAGCAUCCGAGAAGGACCUGCUUGUAUACGUGCAGGUCUGAGUGCGUGCAGGAGAGAGAGAGAGAUAGUGUGUGUGUGUGUGUGUGUGUGUGUGUGUGUGUGUGUGUGUGUGUGUGUGUGUGUGUGUGCACGCGUAAGUGCGUGUUUGUGUGUCGCUAUGAGUCUUGUGUCGGGCUUCCCUCACCACCCGGUCAUGCACCACCACGACAGCCACCACUACUCCUUGCAUGCGGCGGCGGCCGGUCGGUGUCACGAGGAUACCGGGGCCCCUCCGUACUUCACAAGCUGGUUAAUAAGCCACGCGGAUAUGUCUCCCACCGAAUAUAGCCUCGCGCCCGGCUACAGCCCAGAGUACCAUGGCAACAGCGGCGGCGGUUCCACCGGGGGCCUGGACCCCCACCAUCACCACCAUUACGGACCAGGCGGCUUGGUUCCGGGGGCCGGUGCGAUCUCGGUGAACGGAGCCACGGUCGGUAUGCACCCCCACCACACGCAUCCUCGGCCCGUGAAGCGGAGACCCACGGCCAACCGUAAGGAGAGGAGGCGGACCCAGAGCAUCAACUCGGCAUUUGCGGAACUGAGGGAGUGUAUCCCGAACGUCCCGGCCGACACUAAGCUGUCCAAGAUCAAGACGCUGCGGCUGGCCACCAGCUACAUCUCCUACCUGAUGGACAUUCUGGACAAGGACGGACAGCACGGAGACACCCAGGCUUUUAAGGCCGAGCUGAAGAAAACAGAGGCCCGGGAGGAGCGGAGGAAGAGAGAGGCGGUGGAGAUUCCGAAGACGACAUUAUCUUCAUCCUCAUCGUCAUCCUCCUCGUCAGCGAGCGAUAAGAAGAGUAAAGGGCGGACAGGUUGGCCUCAACAUGUCUGGGCUCUGGAACUCAAACAGUAGCGCCCCCCCCCCCCCCUCCUGCAGCUCUGUCCGCGAGGAGAGUGAUGGGACAAUAAUGACGCGCUCUGAUGAUCUGGUGGCAGUCAUCGUGAUCUUUGUGGACCUCGAGGCUGUUCACUUGCACGCUCUGUGGACGCUGUGUUUGUUAUAGCCUGUUGCUCCGUUCAUUCCGCUAUGGCGAGACACAAAGAAAUGUAUUCGUUAGAGUGCCUCAGAACAUCAUUUCAGAUUCAUAGACCACCCCCACCACCACCUUCAUCAGCGAAGGCGGUUUCUGCGGGUUUGACUCUGAACCCGGAUUUAAAUUGGAUCGCUUGGAAAUAUUUCACAACUAAUGGUCUUUUUUUAAAGUGUUUAUUUUAAUUAAGAAACAUUUAUAAAAAAUAAAAAAAAUCGACAGAAUAGCCUAUGGAUUCAGUAAAUGGACAUAUAGAUGGAAAUUGUCAAUCAUCAUUUCCCCAAUUGGACAGGCUAUUUGAUGUCAGUGGAAACUAGGGAUAGGUUUAUUUAAAAUAGGCUACAGUCCGUAUCUAUAGGGUUGAAGGGGAUGAAGAUGUUAAAAUGAUACAUAAUCUAUACAUUUGAGCCCGUGACUCAAUAGUAUCCGCUGUUACACUCGUCCAAUUUAAACAGCUUUGAAAAGUCACCGCUCUAACGCAUUAAUGAAAUGGAUGCUAUUUGGUGGAAUUAAAGAGUUGUCUUUUAAAACCUCUUGGGUAAUGUUCUACCGGAUGUGUGGCCUUUACGUCUCACUGAGCAAAGUAGCUUCAUACAGGCUGGAUUGUGAACGGAGUGCGGCGGAGUCUGUCUUUUCUGGGGAAUCAUUCCUCUCUCUCUCUCCUCGAAACACCCACCACCCUCACACACCCACACGCAAAUACACACACGAGCGCCAGGUGUUGAAGUGAUACUUGCUUUAUUUAACGGAAUAUAUUUAUGUGCAAUGCUGCCGUUAGAAGGACUCAAACAGGUCUAUCAAUGUCUGACAGCAGACAUUUAGUGUCCUUUGAUUAAAACUGCGAGGUGUAUGUGAAUCUCUCUCUCUCUCUCUCUCUCUCUCUCUCUCUCUCUCUCUCUCUCUGGUUGUACAUGUAAUGACGUCACAAUGACGAAAUGUCCAUGUUGUAGUGUGAAAAUGUGGUGGGAGUCUAGAUAAUGCUUUAUGUGGGCUGUAAUCAGUGUCAUGAAUUUAAUAAACCAUCUGGUUACAUGGUAACUGAUGCAAAC